Molecule: messenger RNA, 2744 nt
Organism: Saccostrea cuccullata (small rock oyster)
Lineage: Eukaryota; Metazoa; Mollusca; Bivalvia; Ostreida; Ostreidae
Product: probable serine/threonine-protein kinase pats1
Exons: 8
Coding region: 1-2385 (794 amino acids)
Source: RefSeq, a predicted model, not a curated record
AUGGCGCAUGCCCAAAGGGCAAAUUCUUCAAGUCAGCAACGCUUUAAACUUAAAUUUGAUAAAAAAGAUCUGCACCAGAGUGUACCUGAAUCUCAUUCAGAAAAUGCAGCUGAUGAUGGGAAAAUGCAGGAAAAGAUGGAAACUGAUGAUGAUGAGGGUCAUGUGAUUCAUGCAUCGAACAGUGGACAGAUAUCACGAGAUGAUACCAACAUUAAAACUACCUCAUUCUCUCCACCACAAGGUGCCAUAUCAACUUCAAAUUUAGCAGAAGCUACAAAGGAAAACAAAGAUAUUCUUGGCCCAAAUAAUCCAGGAAUUUCAGGAAAUUUGCAGAUUGAUGCAAAAAACAUUCCAGAAUACCCGGAUAAGAAAAUUACAAUGACUGACUUUGCAGGACAGUGUUCAUAUUAUGCCUCACACCAGAUUUUUCUGAGUCCGCGGGCGUUCUUCAUUCUAGUGCUGAAUAUGGAGAAGAAGUUUGAUGAUCAAGUCGGGGAAGAGGUCUGCUGUCAGGAAGGCUCCAUUUAUGAAAGAUGGACACACAGAGAUUAUCUUGAAUUCUGGAUGAAAUCAAUUCACCAGUACAGCAAUGAUAAUGCCCCUGUUCUGCUCAUUGGUACACAUAGUGAGAAAAAAACAGAAAAGGAGAUUAUGACUUUUUUCCAUGAAAUAUGGGCUACUCUUGAAAUGAAGGACAAGACCUUGUACAAACACCUCCAUGAGGAUAGGCAGUUUGCAGUUGGAUUCCAUGACAAUGAAAGCAUUGAGAACAUUAAGCUCUCUAUCGUUAAAGUUGUGCAAAAUCUAAAUCACUGGGGAGAAAAACUUCCACUCUCAUGGGUCAUGUUUGAAAAAUUCUUCCAGGAAAAGAAAUCCCAGAGGAUAAUGAAAAAAGAAAUGCUGCUGGCUUUCAAUGAUGCCUUGCCAACAGGUAUAAAGCUCGAAACGGUUGAUGACAUUAAUUUUAUGCUGCAGUUUUUCCAUGAUAUCAGAGAAAUUUUAUACUUCAACCAAGAACUUCUUGAUGUUGUAAUCAUUCUUGAUGUGCAGUGGUUUGCAAAUUUAUUUAAAAAUGUAAUAACAGAUAGAAAUCAUGCAGAAAAGGAUUUAUGUAGGUUUGCAUCAGACUGGAAAAAAUUUGAUCAAACUGGAGAAUUAAAUGACACUUUGCUUACAGCUAUCUGGGAAAUGAAGGGAAUAGCUUUCACUGAGCACAAAACAGAUGUCAUGCUAUACAUGGAGAAGCUAGGAUUAUUAGCAAAAUUGGAUGACAAAAAAUGGUAUGUUCCUUGUAUGAACAAAAUGCCAUUUCCUGAAAAUCCCUUCACUUCAUACUCUGCCUCCUCCAUUCUAUGCUACGUGUUUGAUGUUCUUCCUGCUGGUAUUUUCCAUCGUCUUGUAGCUACAUGCUUGCAAAUUCACUGGGAAAUUGUUACAGAGAGAGGGAGACUAUGUAUAUACCAGACAGCAGCUGUUUUCUUGUUUAAGGGUCAAAACAUAUUGCUUGGAAUGACUCCCAGGGAAAUUCAGUUACAGGUGUUUGUUAUUGAAGGGAGAGUUGAGAUAUCAAAAUGCCAGGAAAUUAAGGCAGAAAUUGACCGUAUGCUUAAUGUUCUUUCCAGAACUUUCCAGACUGACUUUCGAUUUACGUUUGGGUUCAAAUGCAAAGCUUCAGGAUUCUGUGAUAGCCAAGGAAGUUCUGUGAUCAACGAAUCAGAAUUUACAAAGGCAAUUUUUCAGUGUCCUUCCUGUCCAAUAGGGAGAAAGCACAUAAUCAACUCAAAGAAUAUCACGAAAUAUUGGGUACAGGUAUAUCAUGAUGAAGUUGAGCCCUUGGAAGUUAAAGGUAUAUCUAAAAGUUCACCGUUAGAGAGUGUUGGACCAAGUGAAUCACAUCCAAAAGAUAAUUUUGCCAAGAUAGUAAAGUUAUUGCAAGUUGGAACUGAUGCAGUAAGAAUCUGCUUCGAUAAAUUCCUCCCUAAAGAGGAUUUAGAGAAGACUCUGAAAGACAAUGAAACAGACAUGAGAAGAGGACCGUUCCGAUUCCAACAACCUCAACUAGAGAUUCUCUUCACUCCUCAAGGUGGAUCCAACACUGGUGUAUCAUCUUUAUCUAUGGACGUUACCAUCAUGUAUAAACUGUUGAGGAAUUUCUCGGACAUUGCUCCCCCUGGGAAUGGAUGGGGAAAAGAACCUAGAAUAGUGGACAUCACAGAGAGUGACGACAUAGAAAGAAUCCGUUUGUAUAGAAAUAAAUACAGUCAUACUUCAGAAAGUAGUACCGUAAUGAGUGAUGGUGUCUUUCACAUAAUCUGGGAUGAUCUUUCUAAGGCCAUUCUAAGACUCAGUGGUGGUGUUUUGAAGAGAAGGAUUAUGGAAAUAUAACUGAGUGGAUAUUAAGAUUUGACAACAUAAACUUGACAACAAUAAUCAUUUCAAUCAGAAAAAAGAUGUUUCAUGAUGGUAUUAAGUCACAUUUAUUGUAAAAAUUGUGCAAUAUUUUAUAGUGCUGAAUAUUUUGACAAACAACAUAUUUAUUUUCCAAUGACAACAUAAUGUGAAAUACCCUUCCUGGAUAAUAGUUUGAGAUUGAAUUUACAAUUUCUUACUAUGAAGUGGUAUUUCAAAUAUUACUUAUCCUAUCCCUGGAUUUUAUUAUCUAUAUCUUUAUUUUUAUUGACAAUAUAUCUAAAGGAUUGGACACAGUUCCAAACACUUAGAUAUUCCUCUCCCAUCAAUCUAUA